Arvicola amphibius (Eurasian water vole) is the source of this 1698-nucleotide messenger RNA. It is a transcript of the gene Paqr9, whose product is annotated as progestin and adipoQ receptor family member 9. The record is from RefSeq and is a predicted model, not a curated record. Gene Ontology annotation, cellular component: membrane. NCBI's taxonomy places the organism in Eukaryota, Metazoa, Chordata, Mammalia, Rodentia, Cricetidae. Gene Ontology annotation, molecular function: signaling receptor activity.
AUGCCGCGGCGCCUGCUGCAGCGGGGCGCGGGCGCCAAGGGACCGCCAGCCCCUGCCUCCCGGCGCUCGCACCCCGCCUCCGCACCCCGGAGCCCGCCGGCCACCACCGCCAAGCCGCUGCUGCGCUGGGACGAGGUUCCCGACGACUUCGUGGAGUGCUUCUCCUGUCCAGGCUACCGGCGGCUGCCGUGCACCGCGCAGGAGUGCCUGGCCUCGGUGCUGAAGCCCACCAACGAGACGCUCAACUUCUGGACGCACUUCAUCCCGCUGCUGCUGUUCCUCAGCAAGUUCUGUCGCCUGUUCUUCCUGGGCGGCAGCGACUUGCCCUUCCACCACCCCUGGCUGCUGCCGCCUGUGGUGCUAUGCGUUCGGGAAGUGCUGCUGACCUUCGCCAUGAGCUGCACGGCGCACGUGUUCAGCUGCCUGUCGCUGCGCCUGCGCGCCGCCUUCUUCUACCUGGACUACGCUUCCAUCAGCUACUACGGCUUUGGCAGCACCGUGGCCUACUACUACUACCUGCUGCCCAGCCUGAGCCUGCUGGACGCCAGGGUCAUGACGCCGUAUGUGCAGCAGCGCCUGGGCUGGCACGUGGACUGCACCCUCCUCAUCGCGGUCUACCGUGCGCUCGUGCUGCCCGUGGCCUUCGUGCUGGCCGUGGCCUGCACCGUGGCCUGCUGCAAGAGCCGCACUGACUGGUGCUCCUACCCCUUCGCCCUGCGCACCUUCGUCUUCGUCAUGCCGCUCAGCAUGGCCUGCCCCAUUAUGCUGGAGAGCUGGCUCUUCGACCUGCGAGGCGAGAACCCCACGCUCUUCGUGCACUUCAUAGAAAACUUCUACCGCCGCUACUUCUGGCUGGUGGUGGCCGCCUUCUUCAAUGUCAGCAAGAUCCCUGAGCGCAUCCAGCCGGGUCUCUUUGACAUCAUCGGCCACAGCCACCAACUCUUCCACAUCUUCACCUUCCUCAGCAUCUAUGACCAGGUGUACUACGUAGAAGAGGGCCUGCGCCAGUUCCUCCAGGCGUCCCCUGAUGCGCCCACCUUCUCCGGCACUGUGGGCUACAUGCUGCUGCUGGUGGUUUGCCUGGGGCUAGUCAUCAGGAAGUUCCUGAACAGCUCGGAAUUCUGCAGUAAAAAGUGAGCCUCCACCCGGGAGGAGGCUAUGGUUUGCCCACCUGUUUGCGUGGAGUUUCUGUUGUUAUUGUUGGUUUGUUUUCAAGUUUUGUUGUUUCCUUUGCUAGAGGAGGGUGCUGUAGACCACAAGGAAAAGGUCUGGGCUAGUUGGGGACCGCAGUCCCCUGGCUUUGGAAGAGGAGAUGGGGAUGAAGCAGAAGGAAAAGGGCCUCUGGGAAGAAAAUUAGGUAUUGUCUAUUCAGGGAUUUUGCAAAGACACUGAAGAAAAUCACAGAACCCCAAGCAGUUGGCGUUCCUAACAGUCUUGUGUGUCCCUUAGUGAAUUCAGGCAGGUAUGCAGUAAAGAGGAUAAACACAAAUCCCUGGCUGCUCCCACUGCAGUCUAGAAAUGCUUGGAUUUGUCAAAAGAAUGGACCUUUCUGUGUUGAGAAAUGGGCACAGAGACACAAACCCAGGGCUUAACCCGCUAGACAAUGCAUGGAAUGUGAACACAAGUUAAUUAUUUCAAAAUGUUUAUCAUAUGUUAUUUAAGUGAUAAUAUAUACAAUAAUAUUUUUUUCAUAAUUUA